AUAAUAUUGUUUUCCCUUCAAGUUCUCAUUUUUCGAAAUAAAGCUGGAAGUAAUGCCUCUGCCUGUUAGCUGCUUUCUGUUUGCUUUAGGACGAUCCAUUCUUACUUGAGGAGCCUUUAAAUUAUGUCCCAAUUUGUGAUCAAGAUGACAAUAUCAACGUGAUUCGACAAGAUGAUAUUAUGUGCUUACGUCCAAUGGAAAUUUCCAGUGAAGAUGGUGAUACAGACAUAAUUGGUCUCACAGCCAACAAAUUCCAGUUUAGAUCUACGAUUGAGAAGCUAGACAGAUGUGACUCAGGAUCAGAUGGUGACGUCAGAGAAAAAGAAAUCAAACUUCUUAUCGAUGACCAUGUAAAAGCACCUGAUGAAAACUCCAUACGAUUGGACAGUCCUUUAUCGAUCUGUUCACUAGAGCGUUCAACUGUAAUGAGCGAUACCAUAACAGCAAUCCAGCCGAUGCUUCUAGAAGUAUCUCCACUCAGCCAAAAGCAUUUUGUAUCACCGUCUUCUAAGAAAAAUUUGGCUAAAGAACUGAACGAUGGUGACAAAUUCCUAGAUGACACGCUUUCCAUGACACUAAAAGGCAAGACUGUGAUUAUUGAAUUUGCAUAG
Messenger RNA from Rhopilema esculentum, 611 nucleotides. RefSeq lists its product as uncharacterized. The record is from RefSeq and is a predicted model, not a curated record. Lineage: Eukaryota; Metazoa; Cnidaria; Scyphozoa; Rhizostomeae; Rhizostomatidae.